Symbiodinium pilosum is the source of this 606-nucleotide messenger RNA. The record is from the annotation of a GenBank genome assembly. Lineage: Eukaryota; Dinophyceae; Suessiales; Symbiodiniaceae.
AUGUCCAAAUCCAUGGCCAUGCCAUCAUUGCCUGCAUUGCCAGCACCUGCGCCGGUGGCACCCUGGCAUAAGACGUCCCCUUUGCCAGCCCCGCCUUGGCGGUCUGCAACGCUACCAGCACCGCCUGCCAAGUCAUCAGCACCUUGGCAGGGCUUGGCAAAUCGGACCGCACCAAUCUCGCCAGCAGCUUCUCCCAAUGGGUUGACCAGCUUGGCAGACCGAGUGGCAGGCGUCCUGGGCCCCGCUGCGGGUUCGACGCCGCAGGCAGACGUGCUGCCGUUGGCCGAGUAUCGGAGUCGUUUGGUUACAAUUUACACAAUGCACAACCCGAGCAAUGUUGCCAAGAUCGAUUACUUGUUAAGCAAGUACAAAGGCCAAGAGCAGCUUUUGUACGACAGUGUUUGCCAAAAGUACCAAAUCUCAAGAAGCUGGGAUGGACGACAGCCUCUACUGCCUGGCUCCGCGAAUGUACAGCCUUCUGAGACGCAGCACAAAGAGCAGGCAGGCAUUGUUCUUUUGGGAUUGCCUUUCUUUCGAGUGCUCGAAGUUUUUGUCACCUUGAAUUUCGAGGAGGUUCUUCAUCAGCAACGAUUAUUGCACACGUAG